AUGCUUUCAAGUCCAUUGAAUCUGCCUAAAUGGCUCAAGGAGAAUUCUCAUUUACUCAAGCCUCCCAUUAACAAUUAUUGCGUUUACAACAAAGAUGUAACGGUCAUGAUCGUCGGCGGUCCAAACGCUAGAUCUGAUUAUCAUAUCAACGAAACUGCGGAAUGGUUCUAUCAGUAUAAGGGCUCCAUGCUCUUGAAAGUCGUCGACGAGGGUGAUUUCAAAGAUAUCCCGAUACGCGAGGGCGAGAUGUUUCUUCUCCCUCCCAACACGCCUCACAACCCAGUGAGAUUUGCAGAUACCGUGGGCAUCGUUCUGGAACAACCCAGGCCGGUAGAAAGUAAGGACAGGUUAAGGUGGUACUGCCAGAAUUGUGGCUCGAUUGUGUACGAGGAGUCAUUUCACUGUACAGAUCUAGGGACCCAGAUUAAAGAAGCUGUCAAUGGCUUCAAGGCUUCGGAGGAGAAGCGGAAGUGCGAUGCAUGCGGCGAGCUUGCUGAUCUGCUCCCCAAGGACGCGAAGCAACCAUGA
Messenger RNA from Bacidia gigantensis, 528 nucleotides. It is a transcript of the gene BNA1, whose product is annotated as 3-hydroxyanthranilic acid dioxygenase. The record is from RefSeq and is a predicted model, not a curated record. Gene Ontology annotation, molecular function: iron ion binding; 3-hydroxyanthranilate 3,4-dioxygenase activity. The transcript has 3 exons. Gene Ontology annotation, biological process: quinolinate metabolic process; 'de novo' NAD+ biosynthetic process from L-tryptophan. Gene Ontology annotation, cellular component: cytoplasm. NCBI's taxonomy places the organism in Eukaryota, Fungi, Ascomycota, Lecanoromycetes, Lecanorales, Ramalinaceae. Bases 1 to 528 code for a protein of 175 amino acids.